Schistocerca cancellata (South American locust) is the source of this 1128-nucleotide messenger RNA. RefSeq names its product protein Wnt-8b-like. The record is from RefSeq and is a predicted model, not a curated record. The transcript has 9 exons. Gene Ontology annotation, biological process: multicellular organism development; cell fate commitment; neuron differentiation. Gene Ontology annotation, cellular component: extracellular region. NCBI's taxonomy places the organism in Eukaryota, Metazoa, Arthropoda, Insecta, Orthoptera, Acrididae. Bases 1 to 1128 code for a protein of 375 amino acids. Gene Ontology annotation, molecular function: cytokine activity; frizzled binding.
AUGCGUGGCGUGCCGGCGCGGCCGUCGGGGGCUCCACGUUUAUGGCGGGCAGUGGGACGGCGCCGGAACUGCCCGGCUCCCUGCUCUUCCCGGAAGUCGCGGUUUACAGCCCUCCUACAGGAAGGGCGCUCGGGAUGGGCGCUGCGGGCAGUCCGGACAAAGGAAGACUCCACAGAGGCGAAGAGUGACGAGCGGCCGCCGCUGAGCCUGCAGCUGGCGGAGAGCGUGUCUCUGGGGGCGCGGCUCGCGCUCUCGCACUGCCAGCAGCUGUUCCGCUGGAGGCCCUGGAACUGCCCGGCCGCCGACUUCAGCCUGAGGGCGCAGCGGCGCGUGACGCGGGAGGCGGCGCUGGUGUCGGCGCUGACGGCGGCCGGCGUGGCGCACAGCGUCACCAGGAACUGCUCGCGCGGCGACGUGCCGGGCUGCGGCUGCGACGACCGAGUGAGGCAGCGUCUGGAGGAGCGUCAGCUGCCGGCUGGCGAGAGUCAACCUGCGGAGUACGCCUGGCAGUGGGGCGGCUGCAGCGAGGCACCGCUGUUCGGCCAGGCGGUGGCCAGCAGGUUCCUGGACGGCAGCGAGCAGGCCGUGGACGCCACCGCCUUCGCGCGCCGGCACAACCACCGCGUCGGCAUCGAAGUGGUGCGAGGCAGCAUGGAGACGCGCUGCAAGUGCCACGGCACGUCGGGCUCGUGCAGCGUGCAGACGUGCUGGCGGCUGCUGCGGCCCUUCCACCACGUGGCGGCCCGCCUAGAGCGCCUCUACCACGACGCCAUCCGGAUUAAUUAUGAUGAGCAGCUGGGAAGCAUUGCACUGGGAAAUUCUGCCACCAUGGACCAUCCUGAUGUAUCACCAGAACAGCUCAUUUACAUUGAACAGUCACCAAAUUACUGUCUUCCAAACAGAACAUCAGGAUGGCAUGGAGUGAGGGGAAGAUCAUGUCCAAAAGAAGUUUUGGACUCUGGAGAGGUCAAAGACCAUUGCCGAGACCUCUGUGCAGCAUGUGGUUUUGCAGUGUCACAGGAUGCCAGGAUACAGACUGAGGUAGUCGCCAAGUUCUCGGGGCCACUCGAAACACAGGAACAUGAGUGCCCAGGUCCACUCAGCUAUUGGGUCUCCACCUGCGCGUGA